Molecule: messenger RNA, 1671 nt
Organism: Humulus lupulus (European hop)
Lineage: Eukaryota; Viridiplantae; Streptophyta; Magnoliopsida; Rosales; Cannabaceae
Product: ferredoxin--NADP reductase, root isozyme, chloroplastic
Exons: 5
Coding region: 248-1387 (379 amino acids)
Molecular function (GO): oxidoreductase activity
Source: RefSeq, a predicted model, not a curated record
AAAGUCAAUCAAAGAGAGAGAGCAAAAGAUGGCGCCGUAGUGAUACAGUAAGAGCAAACAAAAGGAACCAAACCAUACCCAAACCCGUCCUUUGAUACACUCCAAAGGAUCAUCACUCUCUCGAACACAGCUAACAGCGACUACUCUUCUCCUUCCUUAUAUUAACACCCCUCACUCUCUUCAAUCUUCUCGUUCUCGACCCAACUCUCUUUCUCGUUCUCUUUUUCUCUCUCUCGAUUUCUCCGCCAUGUCUCACUCCAUUUCCACCCUGUCUCAGGUUUUUGUGACUGUUCCCGUUGCAAGUGAUUGCUCCCUCAAGCGAUCUGUGUUUAAGACCAAUACUGUAAACUUUCCUGAUAAAUUAUGGACACCUACAUUAUCUUUGAACUUCAAGACAAAGAAUGGGGUGUCAAGAGAUCGGAAAAUACUGUGUAUGUCAGUGCAACAAGCAUCUGCACCUAAGGUCGCUGUUUCUCCUUUAGAACUCGAAGAUGCCAAAGAGCCUCCGUUGAAUUUACACAAGCCUAAGGAGCCUUACACAGCAACCAUUGUUUCUGUUGAGAGGAUUGUAGGCCUGAAAGCACCUGGAGAGACUUGCCAUGUCGUGAUUGAUCACGGUGGCAAUGUACCUUACUGGGAAGGACAAAGUUAUGGUGUAAUUCCCCCGGGUGAAAACCCAAAGAAACCUGGAAUGCCCCACAAUGUUCGUCUUUAUUCUAUAGCAUCAACUAGGUAUGGAGAUUUCUUUGAUGGUAAGACAGCUAGCUUGUGUGUGCGUCGGGCUGUUUACUAUGAUCCCGAAACAGGGAAAGAGGAUCCUUCCAAAAACGGGGUGUGCAGUAACUUCUUGUGCAACUCGAAGCCUGGAGAUAAAGUUAAAAUUACAGGCCCCUCUGGCAAGAUAAUGCUUUUGCCUGAAGAUGAUCCAAAUGCCACUCACAUAAUGAUCGCUACUGGAACUGGUAUUGCUCCAUACAGAGGCUAUCUACGUCGUAUGUUCAUGGAAUCUGUUCCAACUUUCAAGUUUGGUGGGCUUGCUUGGCUAUUUCUUGGGGUUGCCAACAAUGACAGCCUACUUUACGAUGAAGAGUUCACCAAAUAUCUCAAGGACUACCCAGAUAACUUCCGUUACGACAAAGCACUUAGCCGAGAACAAAAGAACAAGAGCGGUGGCAAGAUGUAUGUCCAAGACAAGAUUGAAGAAUACAGUGACGAAAUCUUUAAACUCUUGGACAAUGGAGCUCACAUUUACUUCUGUGGACUUAAAGGAAUGAUGCCUGGAAUCCAAGAAACCCUCAAGAGGGUUGCUGAGCAGAGAGGGGAGAGUUGGGAAGAGAAACUUUCACAGCUCAAAAAGAACAAGCAAUGGCACGUCGAAGUCUAUUGAUACCUCAUAUAUUUGUGGACCAGCAUCUUCAUUGCUGUCUAGGCUUACCCAGAUAUGUUCUUUCUUCUCAUCCCCUUUUAAUAAGAUUUAAGGAGUAGCUUGAGUAGUAGUAGCGUUGUCAUUCAUCUGUAUUGUUGAAUAAUACGAGAGAAGAACAAUUUUCUCGGGGAUGAAACAAAUUGAGAAACUGUUUUGAACUGGUCAUUUAUGAGUGUUAAUAUGAUUGUAUUGCUGCUCUCUGCUGAAAUGUUAAUUGCCAAUACAUGCCUUAUUUAUUCCAUCAA